UAUUUUGAAGGAAAAGCUUAAACCCUAUCUGGCGUCCUGUUUUUCUGUCUCCCUCUUCCACCUUUGUCACUUGCCGGAACGCCCCCACUGCUCAUCUGUUGCAUCCUAACGCCGUCGCUCCAAACACUGUCUUUUGCCGCCGUCCCUUCAACUCUUGUUCACUCGCCAUUGAGCAAGAAUGAUGGCAUGGAGGAAUAUUGUCUCCAACCAUAGGUCUAUACUGCAACCAUACUCAGCUCCUUUAUUUGCUAGAUUCUUUUCUAAAUCUUCCCCAUAUAUCGUGAAGGUCGGGAUACCAGAAUUUUUAACUGGUAUUGGGCAUGGAGUUGAGUCACACGUGGCUAAACUUGAAUCAGAGAUUGGCGACUUCCAGAAGCUGCUUGUUACUCGCACACUUAAGCUGAAGAAACUUGGAAUUCCAUGCAAACAUAGGAAGCUGAUAUUGAAGUACACCCACAAGUACAGACUUGGACUAUGGAGACCUCGAUUUGAUUCCUUGAAGGCCUGAUGGUUUCAACUAUGUUUACUAGGCAAUGGGAUCGUUUUUUUUAAGAAAUAACUAGGCGAUGGAGUCGUUAGGUGAUCUUCAGUUUGUAAGACUUCGAGGAACAGUAUUUCAUUUACUAAAUCUAAAACGUAUCUUUAUUUUUCUGCUUUUGAAUUGUUUAUAUUCAUUUACAAACUAUUUAGGCGUUCAGUUCAUUUAAGACAUACAUGCAUGAAUCUUAAACUCAAGUGAACUGAGAGUUCAAAUUUAUAUCAACUCCAUGACAGGGAAAAACCAAUUCUGGUAA
This is a messenger RNA of Cucumis sativus (cucumber), 794 nucleotides long. RefSeq lists its product as uncharacterized. The transcript is spliced from 4 exons. Lineage: Eukaryota; Viridiplantae; Streptophyta; Magnoliopsida; Cucurbitales; Cucurbitaceae. The record is from RefSeq and is a predicted model, not a curated record. The coding region runs from base 179 to 508 and encodes 109 amino acids.